AUGGUAAAUUUUUUAUAUGACAGUCUCAGUGCAAUAGAUGUAGAUAAAGUUGAUGAAUAUGUGAAGGGACUGCAACAAGAAGAUGGAUCCUUUGCUGGGGACAAAUGGGGUGAAAUAGACACAAGGUUCUCUUUCUGUGCAGUAGCAACACUUGCUUUACUGGGAAAACUGGAUGCUAUUAAUGUUGACAAAACUAUAGAGUUUGGCUUGUCCUGUAUGAACUUUGAUGGAGGGUUUGGCCGCAGACCAGGCUCUGAAUCUCAUGCAGGGCAGAUUUGCUGCUGUACGGGAUUUUUAUCUAUAACAGGCCAGCUGCACCAAAUAAAAGCAGACUUGCUGGGCUGGUGGCUAUUUGAAAGACAGCUACAAUCUGGAGGGCUGAAUGGGCGGCCAGAGAAGUUACCAGAUGUUUGUUAUUCAUGGUGGGUGCUUGCUUCAUUGAAAAUUAUUGGAAGAAUCCACUGGAUUGACAAAAACAAACUAAGCAGAUUUAUCUUGGCCUGCCAGGAUGAGGAGACUGGGGGGUUUGCUGACAGGCCUGGAGAUAUGUUUAUUCGGAUCUCCCUCGAAGUUGGGGUUGGCUCAUUGUCUGCUUAG
Messenger RNA from Acipenser ruthenus (sterlet), 597 nucleotides. Its product is annotated as geranylgeranyl transferase type-2 subunit beta-like. Gene Ontology annotation, cellular component: Rab-protein geranylgeranyltransferase complex. NCBI's taxonomy places the organism in Eukaryota, Metazoa, Chordata, Actinopteri, Acipenseriformes, Acipenseridae. Bases 1 to 597 code for a protein of 198 amino acids. The record is from RefSeq and is a predicted model, not a curated record. Gene Ontology annotation, molecular function: Rab geranylgeranyltransferase activity. Gene Ontology annotation, biological process: protein geranylgeranylation. The transcript is spliced from 7 exons.